This is a messenger RNA of Carassius auratus (goldfish), 1819 nucleotides long. RefSeq names its product TGF-beta receptor type-1-like. Gene Ontology annotation, molecular function: SMAD binding; ATP binding; transforming growth factor beta receptor activity, type I. NCBI's taxonomy places the organism in Eukaryota, Metazoa, Chordata, Actinopteri, Cypriniformes, Cyprinidae. The record is from RefSeq and is a predicted model, not a curated record. Gene Ontology annotation, cellular component: signaling receptor complex; plasma membrane. Gene Ontology annotation, biological process: protein phosphorylation; heart development; transforming growth factor beta receptor signaling pathway. The transcript is spliced from 9 exons. The coding region runs from base 61 to 1575 and encodes 504 amino acids.
UCUCUCUCUCUCUCUCUCUCUCAACUACUGGAGAAGCAGCGCGAGCGGAGGAAGAGGAGGAUGAGGAUAAGGAUGAGGAUGAGGAUGGAUGCUAUACCGUGUCGUCUCGUGUUUUUAGCCCUGUUCUUUGGAGCCAGGAUCCAGCACACAGAAGGCUUACAGUGCUUCUGUCACCGGUGUCCGAACCACACGUGUGUCACGGACGGCCUGUGUUACGUGUCCAUCACUAAAUCCGGCGGAUCGACCACACAGCAGACCUCGUGCAUCAGUGAGAACGAGCUGAUCCCUCGAGACCGGCCCUUCAUCUGCGCUUCCUCCACCAAACACGACUCCGGCAUCUACCCCAUGUGCUGCAACACCGACUGGUGCAACAAGAACCCCGACCCCAGCACCUUCACCUUGCCGACACAGAAGCCGCCGGUGUUGGGGCCCGUAGCAUUCGCGGCUCUGAUUGCGGGGCCCGUGUGUGUGGUGUGCUUCCUGAUGGUCACCGUCUUCUACAUCUGCCACAGCCGCUCGGUCCUCCAUCACCGUGUGCCUAACGAGGAAGACCCCUCCAUGGACCACCCCUUCAUCACCGUCGGGACCACCCUCAAAGACCUGAUCUACGACAUGACCACGUCCGGCUCCGGCUCCGGGCUCCCUCUGCUGGUGCAGCGGACCAUCGCCAGGACCAUCAUCCUGCAGGAGAGCAUUGGGAAGGGCCGCUUCGGGGAGGUGUGGAGGGGCAAGUGGAGAGGAGAGGAGGUGGCCGUCAAGAUCUUCUCGUCCAGAGAGGAGCGCUCCUGGUUCAGAGAGGCUGAGAUCUAUCAGACCGUGAUGCUGCGGCACGAGAACAUCCUCGGCUUCAUCGCCGCAGACAACAAAGAUAACGGCACGUGGACGCAGCUGUGGCUGGUGUCAGACUACCACGAGCACGGCUCUCUGUUCGACUAUCUGAACCGCUACACGGUGACGGUGGAGGGCAUGAUCAAGCUGUCUCUGUCCACGGCCAGCGGUCUGGCGCACCUGCACAUGGAGAUCGUGGGGACACAAGGCAAGCCUGCUAUCGCUCACAGGGAUCUGAAGUCCAAGAACAUCCUGGUGAAGAAGAACGGCACGUGCUGUAUUGCAGACCUGGGUCUGGCCGUGCGUCACGACUCUGCCACAGACACCAUCGACAUCGCUCCCAACCACAGAGUGGGCACCAAACGGUACAUGGCUCCAGAAGUGCUUGACGAUUCAAUAAACAUGAAGCAUUUUGAGUCUUUCAAGAGGGCAGACAUCUAUGCCAUGGGGCUGGUCUUCUGGGAGAUUGCUAGCAGAUGUUCUAUCGGAGGCAUUCACGAGGACUACCAGCUGCCGUACCAUGACCUGGUGCAGUCCGACCCGUCAGUGGAGGAGAUGAGGAGAGUCGUGUGUGAACAGAAGCUACGGCCCAACAUCCCAAACAGAUGGCAGAGCUGCGAGGCUCUGCGUGUGAUGGCUAAGAUCAUGAGGGAGUGCUGGUAUGCUAACGGAGCGGCUCGUCUCACGGCGCUGCGCAUCAAGAAGACACUGUCCCAGCUCAGCCAGCAGGAGGGCAUCAAGAUGUAGAGCUUUCCCAUCAUCCUUCAGGGUCUUCACCAGAGGACACAGCACUUUCACUGAACCGCGCCGGACUCCUCUCUCACGGAGCGUCGUGCGCGGACCACACAUUCUGUUAUUAUUUAUACGUGGAUCUGAGUGUGGUUUGACUGUCUCUGUGGGACAGUGUUUGCUCCUGUUUAGUUUCCGCUCAUCGCUGCAGCUCUUCAGGUCGUAGGACUUUAAAUACACCUUUUCUGUUCCUGCAAAAAAA